ACCAUGCUAAAAGUCUUGUGUAGAAACUAAAUUAUUUAUAGACGAAGGGAGUAAAUGAGUAAUAAAUUGAAAAGAGCAGGAGUACAAAAAAAAGAAAGGGUUGAAGAAAACAGAGCCUCUCAACCACUUGUAAGUUGUAAUUGAUACUGAAGAUACAAGUAAAAAAAAGAAAAAAAGAUGAACAAGUGCGAAGCAAAUAAUACAGCUCUAACUCCAAUCACGUUCUUGAAAAGAGCUGCUAUGUUUUAUGCUGAGCGUAACUCCAUCAUAUAUGGUGGAGCUCGCUUCACCUGGCACCAGACCUAUGACCGCUGCCGCCGCCUUGCUUCGUCCCUCCUUUCCCUUGGCUUAGCCAAGAAUAAUGUGGUAUCAAUAUUGGCCCCAAACAUACCAGCAUUGUACGAGAUGCACUUUGCAGUGCCAAUGGCAGGAUGUGUGCUAAACGCCAUCAAUACAAGACUUGAUGCCAACAAUAUCAAGUCUAUUCUUCACCACUCGGAAGCUAAGAUCUUCUUUGUGGACUACGAGUAUAUCCCUUUGGCUUACCAGGCGAUUCGCCUCUUAGAGAACAGACCUUCUAUUGUUAUUAUUAAAGAGAACGAGAACUCGAUCACUAUGGAUAAUCUUGACUCUCAUCAAUACAAAGACUACGAAGAAUUGAUUACAACAGGAAAUGCAAAAUUCGUACCAAAAAAGAUUGAAGAUGAAUGGGAUCCAAUUUCACUAAACUACACAUCUGGUACGACAUCUUCACCAAAGGGAGUUGUGUAUAGUCACCGUGGAGCGUACCUUAGCACAUUAAGCAUGCUCUUAGGUUGGGAAAUGGGAUCACAACCGGUUUAUUUGUGGUCAUUACCAAUGUUUCAUUGUAAUGGAUGGACUCUUACAUGGGGGAUUGCGGCACGUGGCGGGACUAAUAUUUGCAUACGCUACCCAACUGCCUCUUUGAUUUACGAAAGCAUUCAACUACAUGAUGUUACACACAUGUGUUGUGCACCUGUUGUGUUGAAGAUUCUUCUAGAAGAGAAGCCUAAUAAUGAGCGCGUGCAUCUCACGUCCCGAGUUAAUAUCCUCACCGGUGGGGCCCCUCCACCGGCGAAGCUAUUGAAGGAGAUGAACGAGGUUGGGUUUCAUGUGGUGCACGCUUAUGGGCUAACGGAGGCGACAGGUCCUGCAUUGGUGUGUGAGUGGCAAAAGAAGUGGGACCGCCUUUCGCUGGAUGAACAAGCUCGGUUAAAGACUCGUCAAGGGGUUAGUGUGUUAAAUAUAACAGAUGUGAGUGUAAAGGAUAUGGUCACAAUGCAAAGUGUGCCAAAUGAUGGGAAAACAAUAGGGGAGAUUGUGUUACGUGGUAGUGGUAUAAUGAAGGGAUACUUUAAGAACGAGAAAGCUACUUCUAAGGCAUUUGAAUAUGGGUGGUUUCAUACGGGUGAUUUAGGGGUAAUCCAUCCGGAUGGAUAUAUAGAGAUAAAAGAUAGAUUAAAAGACGUGAUUAUUUCAGGAGGGGAGAAUAUUAGUAGUGUGGAGGUGGAAGGUGUGAUAUUUCAACAUCCAAAAGUGUCUGAGGUGGCGGUGGUUGCAAUGCCUCACCCACGUUGGGGCGAAAGUCCUUGUGCUUUUAUUGUGAAAAGUGCAAAAGAUAAAAGUGUGACGGAACAAGAGAUACUAAUGUAUUGUAGAUGUAAUCUUCCUCGCUAUAUGGUGCCUAAGAAGACUUGUUUUGUGAAGGAGCUCCCAAAGACCUCAACUGGAAAAGUUCAAAAGGGAGCAUUGCGUGCAAUUGCAAAGAAGUUUGAUGUACCAAACUCAAACAUUGAGUUUGAAUCGGAUAAAAAACACAUCGUCUCACGUCUUUAGUGAUUAGUACAUGCAUGUAAUUAAUUAAUUGGAAAGAAUUUGCAUUGGUGAA
Messenger RNA from Spinacia oleracea (spinach), 1909 nucleotides. Its product is annotated as trans-cinnamate:CoA ligase, peroxisomal. The transcript has 2 exons. Lineage: Eukaryota; Viridiplantae; Streptophyta; Magnoliopsida; Caryophyllales; Amaranthaceae. Bases 178 to 1857 code for a protein of 559 amino acids. The record is from RefSeq and is a predicted model, not a curated record.